This is a messenger RNA of Microcebus murinus (gray mouse lemur), 960 nucleotides long. Its product is annotated as olfactory receptor 7G2-like. NCBI's taxonomy places the organism in Eukaryota, Metazoa, Chordata, Mammalia, Primates, Cheirogaleidae. The record is from RefSeq and is a predicted model, not a curated record. Gene Ontology annotation, cellular component: membrane. Gene Ontology annotation, biological process: G protein-coupled receptor signaling pathway. Gene Ontology annotation, molecular function: G protein-coupled receptor activity; olfactory receptor activity.
ACUCCCAUCAGAUUCCUCAACAACAUGGAAGCAGAAAACCAAACAGGUGUCCCAGAUUUCCUCCUCCUGGGGCUCUCGGGUGACCCAGAGCUGCAGCCCGUCCUCUUCGGGCUGUUCCUGUGCGUGUACCUGGUCACGGUGCUCGGGAACCUGCUCAUCGUCCUGGCCGUGGUCUCUGACGCCCGCCUGCACACCCCCAUGUACUUCUUCCUCUCCAACCUGUCCUUUGUAGACAUCUGCUUCAGCACCACCACUGUCCCCAAGAUGCUGGUGAACAUCCGGCGGCGGAGCAAAGCCAUCAGUUACGCGGGCUGCCUCGCCCAGGUCUGCCUGGUGCUGGCUUUCGCGGGAUUGGAGAACUUUCUCCUGGCGGCGAUGGCCUAUGACCGCUACGUGGCCAUCUGCCAUCCGCUGAGGUACACGCGCGUCAUGGACCCCCGGCUGUGCGGGUUGCUGGUGUUGAGCUCUCUGGUCAUCAGCGUUGGGGACGCCCUCCUCCACAGCCUGAUGGUCUUGCAGCUGUCCUUCUGCGGGGACCUGGAAAUCUCCCACUUCUUCUGCGAACUCGCGCAAGUCCUCAAGGUCGCCUGCUCCGACACCUUGGUCCACAGCGUCCUGGUGUACGCAGUGACUAGCGUGUUGGGUGGCGUUCCUCUCCUCGGCAUUAUUUUCUCUUAUGCCCAGAUUGUCUCCUCCAUCCUGAGGAUGCCAUCCCCCGGGGGGAAGUUCAAAGCGUUCUCCACCUGUGGCUCCCACCUCUCGGUUGUUUUGUUGUUCUACGGGACCGCGUUUGGGGUGUACAUCAGCUCUGCCGUGACUGCCGCGUCCACCGGGGUGGCAGCAGCCUCCGUGAUGUACACGGUGGUCCCGCCAAUGAUCAACCCCUUUAUCUAUAGCCUGAGGAACAGGGACAUGAAGGGAGCCCUGAGGAAACUCGUCGGAAGAACAGCUCUUUGGUGA